This is a messenger RNA of Rhipicephalus microplus (southern cattle tick), 1431 nucleotides long. RefSeq names its product lipase member K. The record is from RefSeq and is a predicted model, not a curated record. Lineage: Eukaryota; Metazoa; Arthropoda; Arachnida; Ixodida; Ixodidae. Gene Ontology annotation, biological process: lipid metabolic process. Gene Ontology annotation, molecular function: hydrolase activity, acting on ester bonds.
AUGGUCGUUCUCAACUUGUUCUCUGUGUGCUUGUUCGCGUUCAUUUCGUCGUACGUGCAGUCACUUGCUUCGGCGGAAGACCUGAAACUGGAGGCUCGCAUGCUACCUUGCGAUCUGAUCAAGUACCACGGAUACCCUUGCGAGAUUACGCACGCGACCACUGAAGAUGGCUACAUACUAGAUGUGUUUAGAAUCGCUCACGGAAUUCAAGGCAAUGCGUCGAGGGUAAACGACGAAUCGCAACGUCGUCUACCACUGCUCUUGGUUCCUUCCUUGAUGGCUCCUGUUGAUGAGUACUUCUGGAACUUGCCCAGUCAGAGUCCGGGCUUCCUCUUCGCUGACAAUGGUUUCGACGUCUGGGCUAUGUGCGUGAGAGAAAACCAGCCUUACGUACGUCACAAAAAACUCUCUCAAGAAGACCCUAAGUUCUGGCAGUUCAGUUUCGACGAAAUGGGGCGCUACGACGUUGCCGCCGCAAUAGACCACGUGCUCAACGCUACAGGCGCCACCAAGCUGACAAUUUUGGGAUACUCUCAAGGAACGCUUUCAAAUUUUAUACUGCAUUCCACAAGACCAGAGUACAGUGAAAAGGUCUCUCUUUUUAUAGCAUACGCUCCAAUCGGAAAUAUCACUCACAUCGGAUUACCUCUCAAACUGAUCCUGCCGUACGUUCCUUCCCUCCUGAAACUUGUCUACCCGUUUACACUUGGAGGUUAUCUUGGCUCGUCGCAUGGCUUGCAGGAAUUGUUCUCUGCAGCAUGCAGUAUAUUAUGGAGCGUGCCUUGUGGCAUCGGUACUGCAUUGACCGGCACUUUCAGCCCAGAGCAGUUAAACAAGACGCGAGUUCCAGUUUACGCGGGCCGUUUUCUUCUUGGCACGACUGUUCAAAACUUCCUUCAUUUCUACCAGAUUUACAAAGCGAAGAACUUGGUCAUGUAUGACCAUGGGAAAGAUGAGAACCGUAGGAGAUAUGGCCAGGUGACACCACCACCUUAUCCCAUAGAACGCAUAAAAGUACCGAUAGCCAUGUUCUCGUCUCAAGGUGACGUACUGGCCGACACUGCCGACGUGACCGACCUGGCUUACAGACUCGGUACUAGCCUCGUCUUCCACCGUGUCGUACCGCAGGCCAGCUUCACCCACCAGGAUUUCGUCAGCGGAAACAGGGCCAACGACUUUCUGCACAACACUGCUAUCGAGCUAGCUAAGAAAUACUCUGCUCACAACCCAUGACGUUUCUCACAGUUCACUGCGAGUAUUUCAUGCUUGUAUGAACCGCUGAUCGAAGCCCCUAUUUACAUUAUUUGUGCAAUUAACUGCCAAUCUAAAGAUAUGUCCUUGAAAAAAUGCCGUAGAGAAGUAAUGUUUGAGCAGUAUAAACAACAAAAUAAACUAUAAGUGUGAAAAAUAAAGAAUUGUAGAUAUCCUCAA